Molecule: messenger RNA, 3080 nt
Organism: Gadus chalcogrammus (walleye pollock)
Lineage: Eukaryota; Metazoa; Chordata; Actinopteri; Gadiformes; Gadidae
Product: regulator of G-protein signaling 7-like
Exons: 18
Coding region: 333-1706 (457 amino acids)
Biological process (GO): G protein-coupled receptor signaling pathway; intracellular signal transduction; regulation of G protein-coupled receptor signaling pathway
Source: RefSeq, a predicted model, not a curated record
UGGUGCGCGGCAGCGCGGUGUAAAAUUCGUCUCGUGCGGUAAACCUCUUUCUCGCGGGCUGUUCCGCUCUCUCGUACCAUCCAGUCAGCUGUGAGCCGUUAUGCCCGUGUGUUUGCCUUGGGGGCUCGUAGACACCGACCAAGCGAGUAGCACCGGGUUCUAGGAGAACCAUAAUAACAGGUGCGCAACGAUAGAAGGCUCGUGACAGUUGACGUCAUCAUCUUUGAAUUUCCUCUUCUUCGCGCGCAGGACGACUGAAGAAGUAAGAGAUCAGACCCCGAGUGACCCUUGAACGGACUGCUGAAGAUCUCCACAGGUCCUGGUGGUCCGCCAUGGCCCACACCAACACCAGCAGCCCCCGUGGGGCGCUGGAGGAUUCGCCCAACAUGCUGGUCUACAGGAAGAUGGAAGACGUGGUUGCUCGUAUGCAGGAGGAGAAGAAUGGAAUUCCCAUCAGGACUGUGAAGAGUUUUUUAUCCAAGAUCCCCAGCGUCAUAUCAGGGUCAGACAUUGUCCAGUGGAUGCUUACACAUCUAAACAUGGAGGAUCCAGUCGAGGCUCUUCAUCUGGGAACGUUGAUGGCUGCUCACGGCUACUUCUUCCCCAUCUCUGACCACGUCCUGUCCUUGAAGGACGACGGCACCUUCUACCGGUUCCAGACUCCAUACUUCUGGCCCUCAAACUGCUGGGAGCCAGAGAACACAGAUUAUGCCGUCUACCUGUGCAAGAGGACCAUGCAGAACAAGGCCAGGCUGGAGCUGGCCGACUACGAAGCGGAGAGUUUAGCUCGACUUCAGAGGGCCUAUGCCCGUAAAUGGGAGUUCAUCUUCAUGCAAGCAGAAGCACAAGCUAAGGUAGACAAGAAGAGGGACAAGGUGGAGAGGAAGGUUCUGGACAGCCAGGAGAGGGCCUUCUGGGACGUCCACCGGCCUGUGCCGGGCUGCGUCAACACCACAGAGACAGACAUCAAGAAAUCCUCUCGGAUGAAAGAACCGCGUAAAACCAGGAGGUCAGUGUAUGGCUUGCAGAACGACGUUGGCUGUCACAGUCCUGUGAACACUGCUACACCAGAGACCAAAGAGCCAACGAAGGAGGAGCUACGGCAACAGAUUCUAUGUUGGCAGGCCCAGCUGGAGAGACAUCGGUUAAAGAUGUCCAAGGCAGCAGACAGCCUGAUCAGCUACAGCCAGCAGUACACGGAGUACGACCCCUGCUUCACCUCCCCGGAGCCCUCCAACCCCUGGACCUCUGACGACACCACCUGCUGGGAGCUGGAGACCAGUAAAGAGCCAGGGCAACAGAGAGUGCGGCGAUGGGGAUUUGGCUUCAACGAGGUUCUGAAGGAUCCGGCCGGUCGAGAACAGUUCCUCAAGUUCUUGGAGUCUGAAUUCAGCUCAGAGAACCUCAGGUUCUGGCUGGCGGUGCAGGAGCUGAAGAAGCGGCCCGUCAGAGAAGUAGCGACUCUGGUCCACAACAUCUGGCAGGAGUUCCUGGCCCCGGGGGCACCAAGUGCCAUCAACGUGGAUUCCAAAAGCUAUGCCAAGACCACCCACAAUAUCAAAGACCCCGGCCGCUACACCUUUGAGGACGCACAGGAGCACAUCUACAAGCUGAUGAAGAGCGACUCGUACAGCCGCUUCCUCCGCUCCAGCUGCUACCAGGAGCUGCUGCAGGCCAGGAAGAAGAAAAGCAAAACCUUGUUCUGAAGUACGCAGGACCACAAAGAUCAGCUCUCGACAAUAUCACUGUAGCCAGUGGCCAUGGAGACGUCUCAUAUGAACUGUAGCCAUGGAGACAUCUCAUAUGAACUGUAGCCAUCGAGACGUCUCUUAUAAACUGUAGCCAGUGGACAUGAAGACGUCGCAUAUGAACUGUAGCCAUGGAGAGGUCUAUUAUGAACUGUAGCCAUGGAGAUGGAGACAUGGACGGACAGUCCUGGAAAACGAUUUUGUGGGGAAUUACAUCCUAUGUGAUGUGUGUGUGUUUCAUUGACAUUUUCCAGACAAACAUCCCCACCUGGAAACCAAUCAUAUGAGAAAAAUUCUUGGGAACAUUUCCACAAAUGACUCAAAUGGAUCUUGUAGUUUUCCUACUCCUUGCAUACAUGCCAUCUUCACAGAGAACACCAACGCAAGGGAAGCAAUGCUGUAGCCAUGGUUUAAUGAGUUAGCUCAGACUGGUAUGGAGAUCCCGGUCUGAGAUGGAGAUCCCAGUCUUGGAUUGAGACUGGGAUGGAGAUCUGCAUGUUCACUGGCUACAGUUCAUAUGAGACGAUGGAGAUCCCAGUCUAGGAUGAAGACUGUGAUGGAGAACCCAGUCUGAAUGAGAUCAGACUCAGUUAUUAAUUUAUUUAGGUUUAUUUAAGACAUUACACUUAAAAUAAAUAAUGGGAGGUUUAUGGAUCAAAGAUAUGAGGAAUACUUUAAUCAUAAAUCUCAAUGUGUUUUUCUUUCACUAAUGUUUGUGGUUUGAAACACUGCUGGUGAGUGAGGUGACGGUCUUCAAGGGCUCAUGGCUACAGUAGAGGAGAGAGAGACACGGUCCUGUCCAUCUUAUUUGUACAGCCCUAAAUCACAGUUUGAAGAAACUCUAAUCCAAACGGAAAAAGCUCCAGAAGGAACCAAGAGUGGGAGAACCAGAAGGGUUUCUUAAUAUUAAGCCUUUGGAGAAUAAUUUAUAUUUGUUGUUAAAACAGAGCUAAACUCAAUGAUGUCCAAGGUUAAUGUUGAAAACCAAAUGGGGUUAAAGGUUAGUAGGAUUUAUUGUCAAGGCAGGUCUCUGAUAUUUAUACCUUUUAUAUCUAUUUCCCUUUUUUCAGAUUUUGAGGAUCUUAAUACUAGAAAAGUAUGAAAAGUCCUAUUAAGGGUGUACUAUUUAUAUGGCUUCAGUUAUGAAGCAGCUCAUAAAUGUUUGUUUGACAUUUGACUGGAUAUCAUGACAUGCUAAUGUAAUAAAUUAUGUGAUAGCAAUUUAAUAAAGCACAGCCUAGAAUUAAAUUCUUUGAAUUUGUAUCGCUCCCCUUUACAGGAAGUCUCUGAUUAUCCUGCUUUACAUACCCCAAGAGCUAAAGACCAUUACGA